Molecule: messenger RNA, 1790 nt
Organism: Dryobates pubescens (Downy woodpecker)
Lineage: Eukaryota; Metazoa; Chordata; Aves; Piciformes; Picidae
Gene: DNAL1
Product: dynein axonemal light chain 1
Exons: 6
Coding region: 71-535 (154 amino acids)
Cellular component (GO): cytoplasm
Molecular function (GO): protein kinase binding
Source: RefSeq, a predicted model, not a curated record
GAAAAAUGGCCAGAAGGCUUCAGAGGCAAAGGAGGUGAAACUGUACGGUCAGAUUCCUCCUGUAGAGAAGAUGGAUGAAUCUCUCUCCACGCUUGUUAAUUGCGAGAAACUAUCGCUGUCUACAAACUGCAUUGAAAGAAUCGCCAACUUGAGCAGCCUAAAAAAUCUGAGGAUUCUGUCUUUGGGAAGAAAUAACAUAAAGAACUUGAAUGGAUUGGAGGCAGUUGCAGAGACUUUAGAGGAGCUGUGGAUCUCAUACAACUUCAUUGAGAAACUGAGAGGUAUUCGUGUAAUGAAGAAGCUGAAAGUUCUUUACAUGUCGAAUAAUCUGGUGAAAGACUGGGCAGAGUUUGUGAGGCUGGCAGAGCUGCCGUUACUGGAGGAUCUGGUGUUUGUAGGCAAUCCUCUACAAGAGAAAUAUGCCUCCGAUCAGAACGCUUGGAUUGAAGAAGCAACCAAACGGGUACCCAAACUGAAAAAGCUGGAUGGUAUCUUAGUUAUUAAACAAGAAGAAGAUGAAGAAGGAGCAAACUGAUGAAACUUUUUUCUUGGGUAUUUAUUUAAGUAACUCCAGAUAGCUUGGCACAUAGAACUUUUAUAUUAAAUGUUUGUUUUGAAGAAAAUCUUCAGGCAAUAUUUAGAAGACCAGCCAAUCUCCACAGUCUCUCACCCAAAGAGUUAGCUACCAAAAUAUGGGCACACCAGUUUGGUCAAGCUGAUGACACCUUCUGCAGAGACCAGUGGAGCCAAGUUUACCUACUGUUUGGCUAGCAAGAGAUCCUUACCAAAACUAAUAUGUAACUGUUUUUACUCCCUGAUUAGUGGUGCUUGUUGUUAACUCUUGGGUUAUAAUAGAACCAUUUUAGCUUUUUUAAUGCAGCUGGCCAACAGUUAUCAUUGGACCACCGAGGCCAAAAGAACAAUGUUGUGAUUUAGAGGCACAUUGGAAGCUUUGUUGUGUUUAAGUUUGCCAUGGGAAUCCUUCACUACAUUAAACAUGCAGUUUGCCUUUUCAUCCCCUUAACCCUAACGCCAAACAGGCCCAGGAGUUGCAGACCUACGCACAAAAAAGCUAUUGGUCUGACAAUCACUUGCUACUAGCCUUAAGAAUUGAACUGGGCUUCUCACAUUGGAACUCAACUGCAUUGCUUAGAAGGCCAUCUGUAACUUAUAUAUUUAUUUAUUUUAAAGAAGCAAUGGGAAUGCUUUGCAUGGUUUCAGUGAGACUAAAAUAGCUGCUGGCCUUUUGUGUUGUCUCUUACUAAGAAGUUAUUUUAGAUUGGAAUAUGUGACCCCUUAUCCUACAGCUGGUUUCUAGUUUUGGUUUGGAUCACUGGUGGAAGACAUAAUUCUUCUCAGCUCUGCAAUUUUCCUAUAACUGAUAUUAAUGCAGAAACAAAGAGUGAAUAAAUGACCUGGGCUUGAGUGCAGAAAAUUCUGGUUUGGGGGAUACUAAUGUUUUAUGAAAGCACGAGGUAAGCAGUGAGAGAAAGUGCAUGUAGUUAGUGGGGAAGAUGAGGGGAGAGAGAGGUGAGACAAGAUGAAAAGUGGGCAUGGGGAGGGGGAAAUAAAAAUUAAGUAUUGAAGAUAUACUAAUUGUGCUACAUUGCAGGGUAAGCAGUUUUAGCAAAGCCCCCUUAUGUGACAGGUGACUAUUUUUAGUGAAAAGCAUUACAGAGUGGUGAAGACAUACUUGCCUGCACUGCUGGAUGCCAGUAGUGGGCUUUUUCUUCUUCUCUUUAGAGAACAGAUCAAGUCACAUGAGUAGAUGUUUCUAGAGCUCAGGUUUG